Molecule: messenger RNA, 7668 nt
Organism: Ruditapes philippinarum (Manila clam)
Lineage: Eukaryota; Metazoa; Mollusca; Bivalvia; Venerida; Veneridae
Exons: 56
Coding region: 136-6672 (2178 amino acids)
Molecular function (GO): protein binding
Source: RefSeq, a predicted model, not a curated record
CAAUUUUUCGCCCCAGCAACUCGUACCAAACAAUAUGGCGGCGGUUGUCAAUUUUUUGUUUAUCUAAAAUUGAGAUAGAGUACAUACGUUUACACUAAGGUUUACAUUAAGAUCUGUGUCCAAUCAUCACUAGAAAUGGGCAUUAAGGAGUUGUAUCCAAGUAUUCGAGAUGAGAGGAGGACAUUUCGCUAUGGUACAAACCGUAUGGUUGAAAUAGCUUUGCGCCAUGAGCUUGAUGAUAUGGCCAAAAAAUCACUGGAUGAAAUCAUAAUUAAAAAAGAAUUGGAACAACUUAGACCUAUUGAUAAUGAAGAAUUUACAUCAAGGAGGUUACAGCCGGCAUUUGCUCCUAGACGUUUAAGACAGAAGAUGAAGCUGCAACCAGUGUUUCAUGAUGAACUUCUCAAACUCAAACCAAAGGCACCCCAGUUUAUGCUGAUUCCAAACAUUCCUCCAUAUAAUCCACUUGACAAGUUUGGUAUGCCGAAAGAGUUUAGCGAUGACAAAAUCAGAACAUUUCCAUACGCUAGAGAAAAUACAGUCAACACUGAAGAAAUGCAGAGGGUAAAGAUUUCCACUGUUGGUGUGUUACCUAUCAGGAAAAGUACUGAGAUAUCUAAUUUGAAAGUGAUUAUGGAGGGACAACCUGUAGCCCAUUGGAGGGAUGCUGAAUUACAUGAAAUACAAGAGGCUAAUCAGGUGACAGAUGAAAGAGCAGAAACUCCUGGUACCCCAGAUGAACUUGAGAUGGAAGCAGAACUAACUGACAGACCAGAUACUCGUCUAGAGUUUGAACCUGACAGACCGGAGACACCAAAAAAGAAACCAGCCAUCAUUGGCUCUGAGGGGACAUCUAUUAAAGUAUCGCUAGCUGUGAGGCCACCAAUGAAACCCCAUCCUGCCACCCUGAAGAAGAAAUAUAGAAGAGGAAGGAGUUCAAGAAGUGUUGCCUCCUCGUUGAAGAGUGGGGAGAUUUUAUUACCUGGUAAAGAAGUUUAUGGUAAAUAUGAUACAGCCAUUGAGGAUAUAGAUGGUGAUUUAGAGAAUGUUCAAACUGCCAUGGGAACACAGGAACAGAAGGAAGUGCAAAUCCCAACAGCAGGGGAGGAUGGAAGGAAAAGUGGGGCAAUGUCAGAGGCAGCAAAAUCUGUGCAUGAUAUGUUAGAGGAAGCCAGGAAAAUAGCAACACCUGGUGCUGAACCGGUGCAUAAAAUGAAAAGAUCUCCACGGAAACGUGAGGUGAAGAAAGAUGUCAAGAAAAUGAAAGGAGAUAAGGGUAAAGGAAAGAAAGAUGAAGACGGGAAAGAUGGAGCACAAAGGGCAGAGAGAACUGUUGAUGAAAUUAUUGCUUCUUUAAGGAGUCAGUCCAGAACAGGACAGCAGUCAGAAGCAGAUCGUAAAAUACAGGAAAUCAUGGAAAGGGUCAUGUCAAGGUCAAGCGGAGCAACUGGUGAAGAGAACAUGGAAGACAAGCCUGGUUUACUUCAGUUCCCGGAUACAGACCAGGAUGAAAGGAGAGAGGGAGAUAUGCAGGAAGCUAUUCUAGAAGAAGAAGAGGAGAAACAUACUGAUGAACAAGACAAGAAAGAAGCUGAAAAAUAUCUAGAAGAAAGAAUGCAAACUAUAGAUGCCAACAUUCCGCCUGUACCUCCGUCAACUGCCCAGCGACCAGCAGAGGUUGAACGUCUUCUAGGUCUUGAUGAACCUGACUCUGAUGAUGAUAAGGAACCUGUCAUUGACAUACAGAAGGCUUGGGAAGAUCUACAACAGCCAGAUGUUCAGAAUGAAGAUCUUGUUGGUGUGACUGGUACAUCAGCUCUCCUAGAGGGCCGCCAUCCACCACUACCUGGGUUUAAGUCCAAUGCUGCACCAGUAUACUCCAACGCAGUCUCCUUUCUGUCGGCAUGGAAACCAGUAUCAGAGAAACGUAAACGCGAGGAUGAUGUUGAGACUGAGUCACGACCCUCGAAGAGCGUACAUCAUUUCUGUACUGCAACCACAGAAUAUCAACUUCCUGAACAAUUUGUUAAUGUUGGCAGGAAGUAUCAUACUCCAAGUAGAUUUGAGUUUGCUAUGCCAGAUCAACAGUUCAGAUUUGGUAGUAGAGGACCUAGUGCUAUGGAAGAUAGACCAUUACAGAGUGGUCAGACGAGGGCCUCUGAUACAAGAGACUCGGAGCAACGUAGAAUCUCUGCUGCUGCAAGGAGGGUAUUACAGAAGGUAGAGGAGGAGGGGGAUGGAGAUGAUACUAUGGAGGCAUGGCAACAGAGGGCAGAGGAAGUGUUUGAAAGUCCGAAUGUAGCAGGGACUGCUAUGUCAUCACAGUAUAAUGAGUCUCGUCUCUACUGGACCCCAGCUCCACCUAAACUUGAUGUAGCACCAGCCAAGGUCAAGGACAUCCUGUUUCCUGAAUAUCAGAGACCAACAGUUGGAGCAGUGUCUCAUGAGAUGCAGGAAAUGAUGGAGGAGUCAUCUAGUAGUGAGGAGGAAGAAGAAGAAACUGAGAUAACCGAGGAAGAUAGAGAACAGAUGGAACAGCUAGAGAGAAUUAUGUUAAGACGUCACAAGUCGAUGGAGGAUCUGACAGAUUUGGUAAAAGCCACACGUGAGAGAGAUGAGGAAAUUAAAGCAGGCACACUGUUUCCUUAUGAAGAUAGGAUUGUCUUAGAAUCUGAGAAAGAUGUAAAAACUCCUGUUCCUGAAGAGCUGGAGUCAAGUUUUGUGAAGGUGACUGGACCAGUUCUCGACUCGGAUCUAUUUCCCACCUUUGUCCCAUGGAGGAGAUCAAAUUCUGCACCAGAUUUAAAUGAUGAGGAUGAUGAUACACUGAUGGUGUCACAAGAUUUCAACACGGCCAUGGAGGAAAUACAGAGACAAAAACGUAACAUACGAGAAUGGAAGAUCCAGCAAAAACUAGAGCAGCAGCAACAAGAGUCGAUGCAACCAGCUGAAAUAUUCCAGGAGGAGGAGGAGACCAUAGAUCAAUUAAAGAGGGUUGAUCCACAAGAGUACAAGGCAGACAUCCUAAAAAUACACUCACCCCAGAAACAAGAUGAACCAACCCCGGCAGAGCUUGCACUGGCUGCUGGAAGGGCAUAUGUUAUACUGCCAAAAAAUCCAUCGAAAAUAAGCUUGCCUACAAGCUUGGUUACGGGCUUUGAUACAGAUAUAGCCUUGAAUUGGCUCAGGAAGAAGAAAAAGGUGAAGUCCACUAUAUCAAUGGCCAGACUGGAUGAGAUUGAAAACUUCUUAAAGAAACAACCGAAGAAAUUAGUGCGAUCAGAGUCCAUGAUCAGAAUACCAAAACCUAUAGAGAAAGAAAUGAGAGUUCCGACUCGUAUUAGAGAAGGUAGUAGAAGAAGUAUGCCAGAUAUCUUCAACUUUGAUGAUUAUGGUAGAAGGAAAGGUCUCAAGAAAAAGGACGACACUCGUGAAUGGGUUAGAGAUAUUUGGAAUACUUGGUUUGAUGAAGUUUUUCCACCUACUCCAGAAGAUUCAGAUUAUGAAGAAGAAGAGGAACUGACAGAAGAACAAAUAGCUGAAAGAGAAGAAGAGGAAAGGAAAAGGAAGAGGAAAAGUUCAAUGUCCAGCUCAGUACCGGAGGGUAUGGAAUAUAUAGAACCAUUAACUGAGAGUGAUGAAACUCUAGAGGUUCACCAGAUUAUAAUGGAGGAGAUAGAGAAAUUGACAGGAGAGAUGAACAAAGUGAAGAGACCUAAAGCAUUUGACUACAGCAGACGUGGGGCUCUAUAUAGAAAGAUUGGCUAUUUAAAGGCAGCAGAGGAUGACUUAGGAAGAGCUAUACAACUAGAGCCACUGUUACUAGAUGCCUACUGGCACAGACAUUUACUGUAUAUUCUACAAGAUAGGAAGAAAGAAGCCCUGGAUGACCUUACAUUUCUACUGAAACAUACAAAAUCACAUGCUGGGGCAUAUAGAUCCAUGGCUGAAAUUUAUAAGAAACAAGAUGACAUCACCAUGGCGAUAGUCAACUAUACACAGGCAAUAAAACUCAACCCUAGAGACCAUGAGGCAUAUUUUGCACGUGCAGAGUGUUAUGAAAAGCGUGGAGACAUGUUAUUGGCCCUGGAGGAUUACUCCGCAUGUACAAAGAUCAAGCCAACUAGGACAGAUGCUAUACUCAAACAUGGAAUGUACUACUUUGAAAAUAAGAGCUGGGGAAAUGCUAUUAAUGAUUUUACUGACUUACUGAGAGUUGACCCGCUAAAUGCCUCUGCUCGUGUACUUCGGGGUCGUGCCUAUGCUGCCAUGGGUCAGUGGAGCCCUUCAGUAGAGGACCUAUCUGCAGCUAUACAUCUGGAUCCAAACCACUGGCAGGCUUUCUAUCAUAGAGCAUGUAUAUUGAGAAAAGCUCACCCAAAGAGAGCAUUACAUGAUUUUAGUGUAUCACUUAUGAUAAAUGAUUCCGAUGAAAACAUCAGCUCAUAUCUUCAUAGAGGAAUCCUGUAUAAUGCCAUGGGAAAACCAGAAGAUGCUAUACCAGAUUUUGAGAGUGUGUUAAAGUUGAACAAAGACAAUGCCUGUGCUCACGUGAAUCUUGGGUUGAUAAUGAUGAAUCAUUAUGAUAAUUAUCAUAGAGCCAUCAAAAGGUUUACAUCAGCCAUUAAAGUAGAUCCGACCUAUGUUAGAGCCUAUGUGUGUAGAGGGGAAGCUUAUCAUAAAAUACAUGAGCUGAAACUAGCUCUGAGGGAUUUUACUAGAGCUAUACAUCUACGACCAGAUGUACACCAUUACUAUAUGUACAGGGGUCAACUUUUACUGGAACUAGGUCACCUUGACCUUGCAGCUUUCUGUGUCAGACAUGCUUCAGAGAUUGGCAGUAAUGUAUCUAUGGGACAACGCCCCACCCAGCAAGCUGUUGUACACUCAUUCUUGAAAAAUUAUGACAAGGCUAUAGAGGCGUUACAGACGGCAUCCCGAUCCAAACCAACCGCCUCCAUGUACAUGCUGUUAGGUAAAACUCAGAUGAAGGCCAAGAAAUUUGAAAAUGCCAUCACUAGUUUCCAACUGGCACUGUCUGUUUAUGAACAGGAGUAUAGAUUUCAGCAUUCAAAACCAUGGAAGGCACGAGAUCCCUGGCCCCAGGAGGCGGCAGAUGCCCAUUAUCUAAUUGGUCAAUGUAGCAUGGAAUUGAGGAACUAUCUCGAUGCCCUCAAUGCAUUUACUGAUGCUAUCAAACUAAACUCUUCAAUGGCGGAGGCCCUGUAUCAAAGGGGAAUGGCAAGGAUGAAGUUAAAGAUGUCUAAAGGAAUACAAGACUUCAACCGUGCACUGGCAAUCAAUCCUACCAUAUUCCAGGCGUAUCUGUCCAGAGCUUGUUACUAUGGCGGCAAGGGAAACUACACUAAAGCUAUCCUUAACUGUAACGAGGCGAUCAAACUUCAGCCAAAUAGUGUUAGAGCUUUUCUUUACAGAGGAGCAUUGAAGUAUCAUAUCAAGGCAUAUGAACUUGCCAUCAAAGAUCUAUCAAAGGCUGCAAGUAUAGACAGUACAUGUGCACUAGCAUACUUUAAUCGUGCCGUCUGCUACCAGGAAAAUAGAGAUUAUCAAAAGGCUCUAACAGACUAUGGUAUUGUCCUGCUUCUAGGAGAUUCACUUAAACUUAAGGUGCUAAUUAACAGAGGAUUGUUGUAUUUUGAGAAACAAGAUUACUUGAAUGCCCUGUAUGACUUCAAGUUAUCUGCCAACAUGAAUCCUAAUGAUCACAAGAUACUUCAUACACUAGGACUCUGCUUCCAUAAGUUAGGACGUUUACAGGAGGCUGUGAAGACAUUUACAUUGUGUGUUAAGAGUCAACCAUUCUUCCUGGAUGGUAUCAUAGCCAGGGGAAAUGUUUAUAUGGACUUUGGUCAUGAAAAGGGUCUAAGAUAUGCCAUGCGUGACUACCAGCGAGUAUUAAGGUUUGAUGCGAUGAAUCUACCUGCACGAGUUAAUCUAGCGUACACAUUACAAGUGUCCGGUCACUUCAUGCAGGCUUGGAGACAGUUUACUACAGCUAUAGAUCUAAAACCUAAUUAUAAACCAGCACUUGAGGGUCGGUCAAUAAUUAAUCUACAGAUGAGUGACACAUUCGCCUCCUUCCAUGAUAUUAACACAGCUAUAAAGGUCAACCCAACUGCUGAAUUACUUACUAAUAGAGGAGUCAUACAUCAGUUUAUGGAUGAUGGUGUUAAUGCAAUGCGUGACUACCAGGCUGCUAUAGAACUGGAUGAGACUUACUCCUUGGCAUACUUCAAUGCUGGAAAUGUUUACUUCCACAGCAGGCAGUUCUCACAGGCCCUGGAUUAUUUUACCAAAACAAUAAAAUACAACCCGAAGGAUGAGUCAGCUAUCCUUAACAGAGCUAUUACCAGAGUGAUGUUGAAGGAUUCUCAAGGUGCCCUGGAAGAUUUCCGGGCGGCCAUCAAGUUAAGCCCAUACUCUGCCCACAUGUACAUGAACAGAGGUAACCUGUAUGCUUCAACACAACAAUAUGAUAUGGCAGAGAAAGACUUUACUAAAGCUUUGGAAUUGAACCCUGAUGACCCUCUGGUAUUAAAGCGGCGAGCUGAUGUGCGAGGAAAAUUAAGCAAGAGGAAAGAAGCGAUACAAGACUAUAGACAAGCUAUUGAACUACAGGGCAGAAUUAGAUAUCUUAAAAUGGGAAAAUAGUCUACAAAAAACAAAAACAUUCUGAACAUUGUAUGUGUACUGUUGGAAAAACGUGUAAAAAAAACAACAACAAAAAACAACAAGACAAUUGAAUUUUUCAUGUGGUUGCUUCUUUUCUAUGUAAAACUUAAGUGUAUCAACUUGGAUGAGUUAUAAAGUUAUAAAGAAAUCUAAAUAAAUAUGGCGUUUACUGAUUUGUUGGAAACUUUGUUUUGAAAUUAAAAUAUUUUAUCUUUUUUGGAUUCUUAAUGUAUUUAAAAUUCUAGAGUUAAAUAAAAAAAAUAUCACACUUUAAAAAUGCAUAGAAUGAUAUUACUUGAUUUUUUUCUUUGAUCAUAAUUCAUAACAUCUUAUGUCUAUAUUUUAUUUUAAAUUAAAUAAUUUAAAGCAAAGGAUAUUUAAUACAACAACAUUUAAUACAUGUAUCUAUGCAGUAUGUAGAGGCAUGGGCGACUUAUUCAUGCCAAUAGUUACCUCCCAUUGCAAUGCAUUUUUAUAAUGUGAUUGCUGAAAGUUUGAAAAAGUAUAAAAGAAUUUCUUCCUCAUGAGUAAUGCUGAAAAGUUGUCAUAUAACCCUGCUUGUUCCUAAGUGUCUUAAAAAUCACUUGCCGAAUCAAUUAUUGAUUUUUUAUUGAACUAACUUUUGUGGCUUAAUGAUUCAUAUUUUUUACCUACACACCUGCAGCAUUUACUUAUGUACUGUUCGUUAAAUAAAGAACAUUUCUGUUUUUGCUUUAACUCUUAUUUAAAGUGACUUUAACUUGGAUUGAUAUGGAAAUUCUUAAGUAUAUAAUAUUGAAUAUAAUUAUAGAGUAUUAAAGAGCAAAGCUGUUUGCUGGUUGUGUUAUGUAUAUACUAUAUUGUGAUGAUUUAUAUAUAGGCUGUGAUAGGCUGGGAGAACUGUGUCUCUCAUCUUUAUUAUUCUAUGUGAUUUAUUGUUUCUUAUAGUUUAUUUUUCAAUCUUUCUAGAAAAAGAGUAAAAUUUUUAAGUAUCAA